AUGAAAUCCGCCCUCAGGCUGGCCACCUUGAGUUAUGCGAUCACCAAUGUUGAUGCUAGCUUACCAUCCCCCUAUGGUCACCAUGCGGGGAAUUGGGGGCCGGCCAAAGACGCUGUCGCCGCCUCCCCAAUAGAUCCUGUAGGAUGGUCCCCGAAGCCGACUGCGCCGCCGGCGGCCGAACUGCUCGAUUUUCAGCUUCGGAGGAGGCAGGAUAGGACUACCACUACGACCACUACUAGUCUUGCCACGUGCGGAUAUCCUGCUGAUAAUAUUAGCGCGCAGGCGAUUACAUGCAGUUGGGGAGGAUAUUGCUAUGAGGCGCAGACAGCGCUCGCGGCAGGAUGUUGUACCGAGAGGAACCGUCGUAAUUGCAGAAUACCCACGACGUGUUUAGAAUCAACCCAAUCACAACCUUCUUCAAUUGAUCUCGCUAGGACUCUACUAUGCGAUCAACCAGAAAGUCCUCAUUGCGUGACAUAUCUGUACAACGCGAAUUUCUUUGAAAACUUCAACGGCGUCAGUUUUCUAGCGUGCGGUAAGGAGGCAGGGUCCAGUGCAAUCGCAACUAGUCCGCCACCGGACUGGGCACCACCGAGCGAUACCACGUCUCAAUCGACAUCCGAUAAAUCUCCAACGGGCACUGGCCCUACCGAUACCGUAACUGUUACUGUGGCUCCGAGCACCAGUUCAUCUUCAGACACGACAGUUACGGGUCCUGGUGGUAGUAAUUCGAGUAGAGCAGGGGCUAUUGCUGGUGGAGUAGUCGGAGGUGUUGCUGGACUCUCGCUCAUAGCUGCUGCCGUAUUCUUCUGUUUACGCCGACGUCAACGUAAGAAGGAUGAGACAGAAGAGAAAGAGAUAGACGGGUCGCCUCAGUUUCAACCGAGAGAUUUCCCACGUAACAGCGUAUAUGGGGGAGGAUUACCUGAACCGCAGUACCAAUCAGACUUUUACGGAGAAUUACCGCCGCAAAUGGCUCAAGCGUCGACCCAACACGUUAUGAGCUACCCUCAACCUACUCACUUUGAACCAGUUGCCAUGCCUAGAGAACACAGGGAGCACAGGGAACAUAGGGAACAUAGAGAUUAUAGGGAUCAGAGGAAUUCUCAGGUGCAGGCAAUCCCGUCUACCUUUGUCCCGGCAGCACGAAAGCCCAGCGAAGAUGAUAUAGUAUCUCCCAUUACUCCUGGUGAUCAGCUGAACCCCGCCGACGAUCCAGCAACGUACACAUGGAUCUCCAACCCAACACCACCUCCGCAAUCAGAAUAUUCCCAAUUCAGUCCACCUCCGCCAGCACAUUUUCAAUCGUACCGACCGUACCCCGGAACGUGA
Messenger RNA from Daldinia caldariorum, 1332 nucleotides. RefSeq lists its product as uncharacterized. The transcript is spliced from 3 exons. Lineage: Eukaryota; Fungi; Ascomycota; Sordariomycetes; Xylariales; Hypoxylaceae. The record is from RefSeq and is a predicted model, not a curated record. Bases 1 to 1332 code for a protein of 443 amino acids.